Acipenser ruthenus (sterlet) is the source of this 4879-nucleotide messenger RNA. Its product is annotated as metaxin-3-like. Gene Ontology annotation, cellular component: SAM complex. NCBI's taxonomy places the organism in Eukaryota, Metazoa, Chordata, Actinopteri, Acipenseriformes, Acipenseridae. The record is from RefSeq and is a predicted model, not a curated record. The transcript is spliced from 9 exons. Gene Ontology annotation, biological process: mitochondrion organization. The coding region runs from base 427 to 1359 and encodes 310 amino acids.
GUUACUAAGGAAUACAAAAAAACUAUAAUAAUAAUGCAAAAAAAAUGAAAGAUGUCUACAGGCGCCAGAAAUAAAUGCUGCAUACAGUAUUGGUAAACUGCCGCUAGAUUCUAGACAUAGCGCCAAAUUUGCCCCCGUUGUUUCUAUUUUUGUUAGUAUCACCCCCACUUUACGAUAUGUUAAAUGUAUUUGUUUAACCACCAGUGCUCUUGGCUUUACGAAAACGUUUAGAAGAAUUUUGCACCAGCUUUACAGAUUAUCUUAAUUGGCAACACUUUUGUGCAGCACUUGAGCUUCUCUGAGCCACUCAAACAAGCCCGCUGUUUGGUCUCAGCAGCAGGUACAUGACAUUGAAGCGAGGUGAACGGCCAGCAGAACAGAGGAGGGCUCCCUUUCUGCAAGUGUUUCCUGUGCAGUGAAGUAAAAAUGGCGACUCCCAUGGAACUGAGCUGCUGGGGAGGCGACUGGGGUUUGCCUUCUAUUCACACUGAAUCUCUAAUUGUCAUGGCAUAUGCAAAAUUUUCUGGGGCUGAGCUGAAAAUCCAGACUAUUGAUUGGACGUGGAAGACAUUAACAGGGACUGUACCAGCACUGAACUUGGAAGAUGCCGUUGUGACCAAACCUGUACACAUAUUGAACUAUUUAAGGAAACAGAAAUACAAUGUUGACUACGACUUAACAGCUAAGCAGGGAGCUGACACACUGGCCUAUAUUGCACUUCUGGAGGAGAAGCUGCACCCAGCCCUGCUGCAUACUUUCUGGGUUGAUGCUGAAAACUACUCCAAUGUUACCAGGCCAUGGUUUGCUUCCAGAACCCCAUUUCCAUUGAACUUUUACCUGCCAUGUAGGCAAUCCAGUGCAGCACUAAACCGGAUUCUUCUGACCAAAGGGGAACCUCCAUUGCACAGCAUCACUGAAGUCGAGGCAAAGAUUUACAGUGAUGCCAAGGAGUGCCUAAAUCUUUUAUCACAUAGACUGGGAACAUCGCAGUACUUCUUUGGGAACAAGCCUACCAGCCUGGAUGCCUUUGUGUUUGGAUUCCUUGCACCUCUGCAUAAAGCACAUCUCCCCAGUGGGCAGCUUCAGCAGCACCUCAAACAGCUCCCCAGCCUGGCUCACUUCUGUGACAAUAUUAUCAGCACCUACUUCAUACAGGACGGCUUGGGCUCGUCUCCCGCUGGCCAGGACACAGUAGAUGCAAAUCUGCAGAAACUGACGCAGCUUGUAAAUAAGGAGUCCAACUUAAUAGAAAAGAUGGAUGACAAUCUCCGCAGCAGCCCUCAGCACAGAGCGAGACGGUCGACUAAUUCAAACGCCUCCCUUGUAGCUGAGGAAAGCAGCUCCUCAACGCCAGCCUGACUGAACAGCUCUGCCUCUGUUUCAGGGUUCGGAGAAUGGGAUAUCAGUGCAGCCCCGGACCUGAGGAAGCAUGAUUGUAGAUCCCAACACCCUGAUCUCAGCAGAGAGGGCUACGCCCUUAACUCCAUCCUACUGGGGGAAGCCUGGCAGCUCAAAACAAACAGCAGUCUAAAUCAAACUAGUGUUUCAGAUAUCUCUUUCCAGCAUGGUUCAAAGAUCGCCUUAACAUAAAAUACAGGCAGAUUUUGAAGCUUUGUUUUACUGGUCUGGAUCAGAGGUGGUUAAAGAGUUUGUUCCAGUGGCUAAAUCUAUACACUGCGAGUAGGAACAUUUUUGCAGUUCCACUGAUGUUUUAAAACCUGUUAAUUUAAUCAAAGCUUCAAUUAUGUUCAUAGUAUAACUACGAUUUAAAAUUAAUGUAUGGAGCCAAGUGCUAUGUUUCUGGGAUCCACAAAUUUCCCACACAUUUUUAUGGUUUUAAAAGUUUUUGUCCCGUCUUUUUUUGUUCGCCUUAUACCCAGUUUGUAGCCUCAACACGCCUGGGUUCAGGAACCUCUUUCCUCAGCUAGCCUGAUCCUGAGUCUGCAGUUCUCCACACCAAGGCCCGUUACAUCGGGUGGGUCUGUACAUUUUCAAUUUGUAACUUCAUCUCAGUAGAAAGCCAUCAUGGAUGUUUUUUCAAGACGGUUGAUGGACCAUUUUGCACAUGUUCAGGUUGACUGAUGGACCAUUUUGCACAUGUUCAGGUUGGCUGAUGGACCAUUUUGCACAUGUUCAGGUUGGCUGAUGGACCAUUUUGCACAUGUUCAGGUUGGCUGAUGGACCAUUUUGCACAUGUUCAGGUUGGCUGAUGGACCAUUUUGCACAUGUUCAGGUUGGCUGAUGGACCAUUUUUCACAUGUUCAGGUUGGCUGAUGGACCAUUUUGCACGCUGUACAUUGUGAGAAGCAUGAAUAUGACCCGGCACGCCUUCACCGAAAGCUCAUGUGUGGUACAGUGUGUGGCAUGAUGGACUGUGUAGUUCUGUAGUUUUAUUGUGUGUCAUUGAGGGCGUUCUGUAUGGAGGAGUCAGGAAGCUGUUUGUUGCUUUUCAGGUAACUUGGAAGAAAGAUUUGAUUAUGCUUCACAAAUCUGAUCGGGACAAGGAAGUGCCUUGGCUGUUUCCAUGGAUAUUCUGCCUUCAUUGUCGGGAAGUGAAGACUUUAUUAUUUAAUUAAGCAACUCUAGGGAGUAUCUUGUACUGGAAUUCAUCCUCCUGUCACUAAUGUUUCAACCACAACACGGUAUCCACAAAGUAAUGAUGAUUUCUCAAAUCCACUUUUUUGUUUAACAAACUGUGGACAGGUAUACUGAACCUUCGAACUGAAGUAUUAGGCACUGCUAGGCUCGUAAAGGUUUGUAAAAAUGGGAUUAUUCAAGAUAAAUGUAUUAAGUGUUCAACAAACUCAAAUGAAAACUGUCUUUAUGAUUCUCAAGACAGUCCACUCCACAGAAGAUAUUUACAUCAAACUACUAUAGGGCAAAGGGGGGGGAGGGGGGGUACCGGUAUAUUUUUUACCCUGCAGAAUUAUUACCAUUGAAUCAACUAAUUUACCUCAGAUCUAGAAUGUACUGCAAAUUAAUGAAUGGAUCAUACUAUUCUUGUAAUUCAGGAGUGGGGCUGAAUUUAAAGUAAUCAUUAUUAAUAUAUAAUCUUUACUACUGAUUUGAAUGUAAAGCAUACUGUAUGUACAUUGGCUGUAUGAUUUGUUCUGCUGCAACAUUAGAUACAGAAAAACGCUUGACAUUACUCUAUGAAUGGAACUAUUAUUGUUAGAUCAAUUUAUCAUUUUAUAUUGCGUAUCUAUAUAUCAGUAACCCAUCCAUUGUCGCAUGUUUAAGCACUGUGUUUUCAUAUAAUUACUUUUUUUCAUUUUCAUUGACGUUUGGUUAGCUUAUGAAAAUGUCUGGCCCUGAAAAGUAAAAACAUAUUUCUGGUGCCGAAGUCAUGUUUUAAUUAACAGAUUUGAAAUGUUACAUCUAGUGUUGAGUUAUCUUAAGAACUGCUUGUACAGUUGCGAAAGGCCAUUCUCUUUUCAAGAGCAUAAGGGAAGGUAUGCAUAGGUACAUCACCAUGACUUUCUGAGUCCUGCCCUUAUACAUAUAACUAAUAACACCAGGCAGAAUGAAAUAUGUAAAUUAGUGCUCGUUACUUUUAAUGCAGUACACAUGCGCUAGUCAGUAGUGUAAUCUGUACAUAAUGGUCUUUCUAGCUACAGUAAGGAGCAGUCUGCUAAUCCUGGUACUUUUUUGUGUGCCUAAAGUGUUGGCAAUAGCAAUCCAAGGGAUUACCCAAUAGACUGACAACCAAGCUGUGUGCCACAAAGUCUGCUUGCCUGGUAUUUUUUCCACUCUUUGGACAGCAUUAAACUUCUCUUAAAGACGCUACACAUUGCCCAUUACUGUAGAAUGAUCCUUGUACUGUAUAUGUGUGUGUGUAUAUUUAGGAUGUACCGUAGCAAGCAGAUUCAUUUCAAAUCCUUUAUUCACUACUGUUGCUUAAGAUGUUAUGCAGACGUUUUGACAUUCCGCUGCAGCUAACGAAAUGAUAAUAGACAGUUUAUUCAAAAGCUCAGCAAUGUAUAGUUGAGGUAUUUACAGUAGCUAUCCUCAUCCUUAACCAAGGAAAUGCACUGGAACGAAUGCUCAAUGUGUUUUCUUUCUUUUCUUUUCUUUUGACAUGAUUAUUCUGUUAUCUGCCUUGUCAUCCCCAAUCUUAACCCCCUGUUUUGUGCUAAUGUUGAAGCAUUUAAGAGUCAUUUAAGAAAUAGAUUGGAUUGAACAAAGUCCCAGUCAUUGUGAACUCUUUCCGUCUACAGGGGAGAUAUGUAUGCUGUGGUACAUCUUAUUACUACUAGCCAGUAACACAGUAUGAUUCAAUAAUGAAUGUGCUUCUUGUUGCCUUAUGAAUGAUCUCAGUAUGAUUUAGCCAUUGAGCAGUUUGUGUCCUUCAGUAAUGCAUGCACUUUAUAUCCUGUGGUUGCGUUUCCAGAUCUUGUUUUAGUUGUGUGUGUGUGCUGGUUUCUCACUCAAUAAUAGUAAUAAUACUAAUAAUCUCAUACUUGAAUAACAAUAAUAGUAAAUCAUUAUUACUGGGUUUGAAUGAUUAUUGUUUCCCUUUGUUAUCGGUUAUAUCUGUGUAAAUAGAGAGGGUCGUUUUGUGAUUGUUCAUAUUUGUUCUCUGAACCCUUUUACAGGUAGUACAUUGUGGUUCACUGAAAGGCUAACCUCCGAUACAUCAGGCGGUUUUGACCAGGUUCUGAGCACAAUCUACCACUUUCUCUUGCUCUUUUUCUAAAGGUAUUGGGGGAGGAGUUGUAUCCUGUAGUAAGUCAAUAAAGAGCAAGGCAAGGUGAAGAAGAAUGUCUGCCCUUAAUAUGUUUAAUGCUAUUCUUUUAACAAACAAAUAACUUCCUAUGCACUUUGUGUGUGACUGACUAACCUGUAAGAAAUAACAAUAAUAAAAAACAUGCAAAAUUAA